Molecule: messenger RNA, 1047 nt
Organism: Prunus persica (peach)
Lineage: Eukaryota; Viridiplantae; Streptophyta; Magnoliopsida; Rosales; Rosaceae
Product: B3 domain-containing protein Os04g0386900
Exons: 4
Coding region: 378-824 (148 amino acids)
Molecular function (GO): DNA binding
Source: RefSeq, a predicted model, not a curated record
UGCCAACGUUUCGUUCGCUCAGAGAAGCCUUCCAUUUCCAAUCGAUUUCGAACUAGCUGGUUGGGCUGGUUGGGGGGCAGCGAUGGAAGAUCAGAGUUCAUUGUUGGAGAUGCGUCCGGGGCCGUCGAUUUUCGUUUGGGAGGCACCCUGCGAAUCCAACCGCCCUCAUCGGUUUUCCUCUCAGAUGUUGCGUUCGAGUGUUGCCUUUCCAGCUGCGCCUCAUCCUUCUCUCAUCGCACGGGUUUAGCUCAAAGGGAUUUCUAGGUUUCGCAAAAAAAAAAAGGGAGGAAGAUUGAAGGAAAAAGAACUGGAGUAAUCAAUAUAGGAACCCCCAGUCUGCUCAUCAAUCUGAUAAUUUCUUUGUUAAUUUCUAGUUGAUGAAGGGAGAACCUCGAAUGGGAGACCUACUCACAUCAAAUCCCGUGAUUGAACUGGAAGGGGAUGAAUUUUGGCCACUUUCUGGGAAACCCUUUUUUGAUGUGGUUCUCACGAAAACAAAUAUCAAACGUCUGUACCAACUGGUGGUCCCAGGCAAAUUUAGUGCAACACUACCUUCCUGUUCAAUCCCUACGGUUCUCAUAUUUCGGGGCAAGAACUGGGAGAUGAUAUAUCAUGGAUCAUCCAGCCAUAAAAGGCUUGAUAACUGGAGAGCGUUUGCCGUUGACAACAAUUUGAAGGUUGGAGAUGCAUGUGUGUUUGAACAACUAGAGUGCAGCAGUACUAGGCUAGUAUUCAGAGUCCAAAUUCUUAGAGGUGACAUCUCAUCUGAAUUUCUAGACAAGCUCGGUGGUGAUAAUGUAGAUGCACCAAUUGUUCUCGAAUAGCAUAUGACGUAUUGUCUUUUACUGGAUGUUGUCAAUUUCCCGAAUGAGAUUACUUUCGGGAGCUAAUAUGAUUUGAAUUUGAUGGAACUCUAGCAGAGCCUAUUAAGGAUGCGAGAAUUGUAUGACUUUGAGCCCAUGUGUUCUAGUCUAGGAGUAACGGUGUCAUUUGACACGAUACUUUAGUAACAUGAGCAUCUAUUAUUGUUCGAAUACCUUUAAAGAA